AUGAAGCAUGUAGCAUUCUUCGGCGGCACGGGUCGGACCAUAUUCAACAGUCUUUGCCACGCCCUUCUGGACGAAACCAUCUUUUGCCACGUCCUUAUUCGGGAUACAGACAAGCUGAAGGCUUUGCUUGUCAGCUCGAUGCCUGACCUCGCACGCGAAUACUCUCUUCGUCUUCGCGUUGUUCAAGGGGACAUCUUGAGCUACGACGACGUCGCAAACGUUCUAUUCCCGCCUCAGACAUUGGAGGAACCUGUGGAGGUCAUCAUAUUCGGAAUAUCCGGCUUCAAAAUGACUGCAGGGACCACAGAGCAUUCUAAGUCCGACGACACUUUGAGCGAAGAUGCCGCGAGAGCCAUCAGAGAUGUCCUAGAUCUGGGAUAUGAGAAAUACAGCAACGGGUUGCCUACAACCCCGCCCCGAUUUGUUGCCUUGGGCACUCUGGGGGUUGAUAGCGCUUUCUGGGCGACCUCUGAUCCGACUGCUAUCAAGUUGAGACGUAGCUGCCGGUGGUUCUACGACAAUUCCUUCCACGAGGAUUUGUACGGGAUGGAAAAACUUGUGGCUAUCGAACUUGGUGAGCUUUGCCGCAACACGCUGGUUGUCCGGCCUGGGUUUCUCACCGACGACGACCCAAAGGUAUUCAUCGUCCACAUCGGUACCGUCAUGAGCCCGCCAUCGGGUUUUACCAUCAGCAGAAAGACUUUAGGCGAGUGGUUGUUCCGGCAUGGCGUCUUUGGUAACUUGCAAGGCAUCAUCAGUAUCACCGGCUCUUGA
Colletotrichum aenigma is the source of this 774-nucleotide messenger RNA. RefSeq lists its product as uncharacterized. NCBI's taxonomy places the organism in Eukaryota, Fungi, Ascomycota, Sordariomycetes, Glomerellales, Glomerellaceae. The transcript is spliced from 2 exons. The record is from RefSeq and is a predicted model, not a curated record. The coding region runs from base 1 to 774 and encodes 257 amino acids.